AGGGGGCGGAGCUAAGAUGGGGGACCCCUUUUCCUGAGGGAGCUAGUUUCGUGAGGGAGGCCUUGCCCUGAGAGGGAUACUUUCCCUGAGGGAGGAUAUCUGAGGCUAUUGAGUGAAGACCCUGGAGUGCUUUGCUGCACUAAAAGUUCCCGUGAAAAGGCUACAUUGACAUGAGUGCUCACAGCUGAUGAAAUCUGCAUGUAUUUAGAUGAAUCCCACUCCUUACUUUACUGCAUUUGAUUUUCCUGCAGUUAUUGUGUCUAUGGGUAUCCGUUGUGUCUGUGCUGUGCUACACACCUCCCUGGGCACCAACUCCACCCAAGAGGAGACCAGCUUGACCAGGGAAGAGGUGGAAAGUAAUGGAGAAGAAAUUAAGCUGCCAGAUGAUUUUCUUCUCAUCCUUGCCCAGUAAUGGAGGAGUGUCAGCCUGGCUGGCCAAUUUUAAGAGAAGAAUUGGAGCUGCCAGACCCAGACAAAAAGACCCUCAGGCAGAGAAUGAUCUUGGCACGCUUCUCCCAGGGACAACACAGGGCACAAACAUCAUUUUACCCAGGAAGAAAGGGAUGCUCUGAAGGGUUUGCAAUGCUUCCACCGUGCUGCCUGUUACAGUCCGUAAUGCCACAUGUGACGUCUCCUUGACCUCUCUACAAGUUCUUGUAGAUGUAAGGCCUUGGAGGAAGGCUCACAGGCUACCCACCUGCUUAUAUCCCAGGAAAGAGGGAAAGAAACUGGGAGGAAGAGAAGCCCCUCAAAAGCAGCUGAGCAGGAGUGUACCGAACCCUUUCCAGGAGGCCUCCAUUGCUGUCAAGAGAUUCAAGGGCACUGCUACAUGUGCUUUUUCUGAUUCCUAGAAAAAAUAUGUGCCAGACCUGACAAACGGUGAUAUACGUGAUGACUGAAUGUUGACAUCAGCAGGCAUUUGUGCUUUGGAAGGUCACAGCAUCUGUCAGCCCGGUCAGCUGAUACAAAGCAUGCAACCAACCUGUUUGUUUCAUUCCAGCAGUCUGGGAUUGGCAAUCCAUGAAGGAAGGAGAGGAUUCUGAAGCAGUAGUAGACUGUUUGCUCCAGGACUCUGUCCAAGGAGGCACUUUCCAUGUCUGUGCUUUUCUGAGGAGUGUGAUGAAUUUCAUGAACAGAGCCAGGAAGGAUGCAUUUAACUUGUGAUGUCUAGAAGUAUAAGAGUGGGACCAUGGAAGGAAAAGAGACAUCACCAAGUCAUCACUCAGAGGAGAGCAGCGUUUUGGACCUACCCUCUGCUUGUGACCUAGCAGAGUACUUUCUGCCUCCACACAACUCUGAAACCAGCGAGGAGCUUUUUCAGUCUGUGGAUACUUUUCCCUCUCCACCCACAGGAGAGAAUGAUCUACCCUCUGCAGCUCCUGAGAGCUUUUCUGCUGGAGGCUGUGAGAAAACAAAUGUGAGAAGUUACCCAAAAGCAGGGCUUAGUGAGGCCACUGAACCCGACGAUGCUGCGCUCUCGUGGAUGUGUGAGCGCGACAGCAGAGAAGAUAGCGGCAUAAGGAAAUCUCUUGAUGGCUUCUACAGAAUGUAUUGCAAAAAACAUCCAGACAGAACAGAUCCCACCUACGAGGCUGCGUCACAAUGUCUGUCACAGAAGAUUUCAGAGCUAUCAGACCAGGAUGGCACCAAAUAUGCUUCGCGUUGCCUGCAAAUGGCCCAGGUCAUCUUGAACAGAGAUGGGUGUAAGAUCUUUCCAAACUACCCCGCUGCUGCUUGUUUUUCAAAGCCAGCUGAAGGAGAAGUCAAGUUGGAAGACAGAAAGAGAACUCCUGGACUCUCAGAUGAUGUCCUGCAAUUUCUCUUGAAACAAACACAGGCAGAACACGAGAAGUGAGCAAGGCACUGGUUU
Messenger RNA from Colius striatus (speckled mousebird), 1870 nucleotides. It is a transcript of the gene SHLD1, whose product is annotated as shieldin complex subunit 1. Bases 1190 to 1855 code for a protein of 221 amino acids. The transcript has 12 exons. Lineage: Eukaryota; Metazoa; Chordata; Aves; Coliiformes; Coliidae. Gene Ontology annotation, biological process: regulation of double-strand break repair via nonhomologous end joining. The record is from RefSeq and is a predicted model, not a curated record.